This is a messenger RNA of Symbiodinium sp. CCMP2456, 3036 nucleotides long. The record is from the annotation of a GenBank genome assembly. NCBI's taxonomy places the organism in Eukaryota, Dinophyceae, Suessiales, Symbiodiniaceae.
AUGCACUUCGAACUCAGGAAAGCCAAGCAUCCCUACACCAUCAACUUGAACGAUGAUGGGGAGCAGCAGCGCGCGCCCCGCCACGAAGCUCAAUUGACGGACACGGGCAAGGAGAAAGUGCGCUGGCGUCGCUUCGGGUCCAAGCUCUUGCCGGGCGUCGAUUAUCGCAUUCGGGAGCCGUGCCCGGGCGAGGAGUGGAUCCCCUUCGGCGAAGCCGAGCUCGCCCAGCCUUUCAGGCACGACUGGGUCAUCGUGCCGCGCAAGCGACCGCACGUGCCGGUGCUCUUCGGUGCGCAGGGCAGCAACCAAACCGCGGAAGACCAGGCCAUGAAGCUCCUUCUGCUCUUUCGCCCUUGGGUGAAUGAUCGCCGAGAUGCCCAGGACGACCUCGUGGCCUUCGUCGGAGACCUGUCUGCUCGCGACCAGGGGGCUAAGGACUGGCUCCAGGCCGCACGGCUCUGGCUGGGCCGGCGCGGCUUCCCCACAGAGUCCGUGAAGCGCUAUGCCGCCCAGUUCUGCUUCGUCCACUGCCUGCCGCGGGAGCUCCGGCCCGGCGCGGAGCUGGAGGCCAACAGCGACAACGAAGACUUGGAGGACGUGCCCUGCUUCUUCGACCAGGACGACAUCAUGCUGGCGAUGGAAACGCACGUUCGAGGGGAACCUGGCAACGCCGGCAACGAAGUGCAGACGCACGCCGACCGCACCAAGAAGAUGUUCGCGCUGUCGCAAGCCAUUUGGCUGGAAGGAAACAAUGGAGGUGGACCCGACCCGGAGGCCAGCAACAGGUUCCGCGAGCUGUCCGCCAAAGAGCCCGUGACGGACCAUCAGCAGGUGAGACAAGCCGCCAUCGAUUCGCGGGUCAGGGGCGAGAAAGGACAGGAUAGACGAACUACACGACGCAGGGACCGCCGAAGCCCGGAGGUGCAGGCCCAGGAGCCCGUGACCGCCGCCAAGCUCCUGAACUGGCUCCACAGCGACCGUGUGCGUGGGGCCGUGAAUGCCAAGCAGCACGAGUUCCUGGAACUCGUCGUGGACAGAGUCAUGGUGGAGCUGAACCUCAUCAAGCCCGAGGAGUCCAUCCGGAAGACCUCGCAGCCCUUGGUCUGGCUGCUCCACGGGCCGCCCGGCGUCGGCAAGUCCCACAUCCUUCAGUUCCUCCGCGAGCUUUUCGAAGACUUGCUCCAGUACACCCAGGGCCAGGAGUACGAGGUGGUGGCGCUCCAGGCAGUGAACGCAGCGGACGUCCGAGGCCAGAACAUACACAGGGCCUACGGCUUCAACAAGAGUGGGCAGCCGACCGAGGGAGAUAACGCCAUCGUUCAGGGCAUCCGCUUCAGGAGGUGGGUGAUCGUGGACGAGAUCAGCAUGGUCAGCGCGAAGAUUUUGCUCCCACCGCCGGAGGGCGGCUUCAUUGCGGAUGUUCCCCACAGCCUGAAGUCUGCCACCGGGGUCGACAAGAGUCCGGACCCUCUCGUCGAGGCCGGUCGCGACCUUUUCUGGCGCGGAGCGGUCCAAGGCGUCACCGAGCUGACGGAGACUCGACGGUGCUCCGACGAGUGGUGGAACGAAGUGGUGGAGCAGCUUCGACAAGGCCGCCUGUCGGAAGAGAACCACAAGUACUUGCACGGCAUUCCCGUGGAAGGCUGCACCCUGUCGGAAGCGGAGAGGCAGUCGCGCCGCAGGGUCAUCGUCUCCGAUGCGGAUCCGCGGCUGCAGGAGGCCAGGUUCCGGAAGGCGGUGGUCAUCGUGGCCAACAACGAUGCUCGCUACCAGAUCAACAAAGACAAGGCCAGAGCCUACAGCAAGGAGUCCGGCGCUCCUCUCAGGUGGUCAGUUGCCAAGGACGUGGCGGAGGCCAAAGCUCUUCAAGCCGAGGACUGCAGCAAGGAGGCCAAAAGGAAGUGGCUGCAGUACCACGACCGACACACGGGAGAUCUGUGCGGCCUGCUCCCCCUCGCCAUCGGCAUGCCGGUCGCCCUCACCGACCACGUGGACCGGUCCGACAAGUUCCUGCUUCGCGGGCGCUGCGGGCACGUGCAUUCCUGGGUGUGGCCCGAAAACGAGCAGCAGCCGGAGGUGGUGUACGUCAAAUUCCCGGAUGUGACGUGGCAGCUCCCCGGCACGCCCGAGCCCGGCAUCUAUCCCCUGCGGCCCGUAACGGAAGCAUGGUUUCUCGACCGGGGGCGCGAAAACCCUGUCCUGAAAGUGAAACGAAAGCAGCUUCAGCUGACCCCGGCCUUCGCGAUUACGGCGCACAGCAGCCAGGGCAAGACGCUGGAUGCCACACUGCUCGACCUGAACGUGGACAAGAACGUCCACCAGACCCUGGGCACCGUGGCGGCGAGCCGUGUCCGCAGCCGCGAGGACGUGCUCAUUCUGCGUCCCUUCCCGCUCUGGCUGUUCCAGCGCGGAGCGCCCGAAGGCCCCGAUCUGCUGCUGAAGACUCUCCGCAAAGAGCCCGUGGAUUGGAAGGCCUGGCGCGAAAGCAAGAACCCCUUCGCCGCCUGCGGAAGUUGUGGCCACGUGAAAGACUUCGCGAACUUCUCCUACGCCGAGUGGGGCAAAGUGCGAGCCAACCGGGCGGCCAAGUGCCUCCACUGCGAGAAGGGCGGCAAAACCACCGGCAAGCGCAAAAUCAGCAGGGACGCCGAGAUCUUCACCAAGCACGCUUGCGACAUCUGUGGUUGCAGCAAAAUGGCGGCGGCAUUCCCGGUGGCGCAGCUGCGCCAAGAAGGACCAAAUGUCAAGAAGGUGUGCACGCAGUGUGCGCGCAAUCAGCGCACUCUGACAUGCGCUAUGUGUGGGAAGACCAAGCCUUCGGACGCAUUCGAUGCGACAAUGUGCACCCUGCCACCUGGCUGCGCAGCAUGCGCCGACUGUCAGCAGGAGCUGCAUCCAAAGGCGAAGCGCUUGCGAGGAGGCUGGCUCCUUUGCAGGGGCUGCAAGCAAUCCUAUCCUCUUGAUGCAGCGGGCAAUGCUAGCAGCAGUCACUGCCUGAAUUGCGCCGUGCGUGGCACAAGGGCAGCCACUGAAUAA